AUGGCGAGACCAACAACCUCAAAUCCGCUCGAGCUCGACGGCCGAACCCUCGAAGGCGGCGGCCAGCUGAUCCGCAUCGCACUAUGUCUCUCCGCUCUGACAGGCACUCCCAUCCGCAUCUCGAACGUCCGCGGCAAUCGAUCCGGCGGCGGAGGUUUAAAAGCACAGCACAUCGCCUGCGUCGAGUGGUUGGCGAGAGCAUGCAACGCGACAGUCCACGGCGCUACGAAGGGCAGCCAGACUCUCCUAUUCCAGCCGGGCAGAUAUGAAGGCGAGCUGUCUCCCGUCUUCACAAAACGCACUCUGGACGACGGCCGACAAGUCUACGAAUGUCGAGUCGACAUGACUUCCGCUGGAAGCACCGCCCUCGUCCUGCAAGCCAUUCUUCCCUUCAUCCUCUUCUCGCGUCUACCCUCACGACUACCCAUCCACCUCCACCUCAGCGGUGGUACGAACAGUUCCGGCUCGCCUUCAUUCGAAUACAUCACCUACGUCCUGCUGCCUACUCUCCACCGAAUCGGCUUCCCCGAAAUGAAGGCGACUCUCGGCCAACGAGGCUGGAGUCAAGGAGCCACCAGCAUCGGCGAUUGGACUCUUGAAAUCCCUCCUCGCUCUUCUCUCAUGCUUCCAACGUUCACCUACCAGCCUACCGACCCAUCCAUUCCACCCUCCCUCCCCUCCCACCUCCACGCCAUCUUCCUCGGUCCCGCAGCCUGCCACGACCAAGUCUCCGCCCUCCUCCUCCCGCAAAUCCACCAGCACUUCUCCCCAUACUUCACCACCUCUUCUUCCAACUUCACCCUUACCCUUCACGACUCCCACCACCCAAAACGCAUCUACUUCAUCCUCAUCGCCACGAUUCCCAGCUCUUCCUCUUCCUCCGUCUCAUCAACCUACACCCUCGCCCGCGACAACCUCCAACUCCGAAAAUUCCCCACCGUACCCAUCAUCCUCUCACAAAUCCUCCCUCGCGUAACAGCCGAGUUGGCUUCCGACUGGCGUUCCGGAGCGUGGGUGGACGAACACAUGCGGGAUCAGCUGGUGAUAUUCCAGGCGUUGGCGGAAGGGAGGUGUGGAGUUUUCCCAGGAAGGAGAGAGGAGGAUGUAGAUUUGAGAGAGCCGAGUCUGCAUGCCCGGACGGCGGAGUGGGUUGCGAGGAGCAUGUUGGGCGUGAGGUUCGAUGCGCAGGGUGUUUGUGAGGGUGUUGGGUUUGAAGGAGAGGACGUGCUAGUUGAGAGGUUGGAGAAGUUGGAGGUUGAGUAG
This is a messenger RNA of Zymoseptoria tritici IPO323, 1263 nucleotides long. RefSeq lists its product as uncharacterized. Gene Ontology annotation, cellular component: nucleus. Gene Ontology annotation, molecular function: RNA-3'-phosphate cyclase activity. Lineage: Eukaryota; Fungi; Ascomycota; Dothideomycetes; Mycosphaerellales; Mycosphaerellaceae. The transcript has a single exon. Gene Ontology annotation, biological process: RNA processing. Bases 1 to 1263 code for a protein of 420 amino acids. The record is from RefSeq and is a predicted model, not a curated record.